GCGUCAUUCGACAUUGCGAGCUGUUGGGACCGUUCUGUUAUCACGAAUACGUGAGUUAUGAAAAGAGCGAUGUGGUACUACUUGUUUCUCGUUACUGCCGGCUUGGCUGUGAUGUCGCAUGCGUGUGAAAUAUGCGACAAGGAAGAGAAAAAGACGGGCAUCGAAGGCGACAGCAAACCUGUUGACUGUGACUGGGUGUGCGAUAAUUCCUAUGAAAAAGGAUCUCACCGUAGAAAUUACGUCCACAUCGAAAAUGUCCACAUUCAUGAUAGCAAUAUCAAUAUUCAUGGAUGGGCAGGGUUCAAUGCACAACACGAAGGCGACAGAUCAAGAAAAUGGUACAGUCCACAACAAUCCACGACUGCAAACAAAGCUAUGACCAAGAAAAAGGAAAAGAAACAGAAAGUGACUCAUAAAAAAGCAAAGUCUAUUACCAAAGAUCCGCCCAAACUAGAAAUCGAAAUAGAAGACGAAGACAUAGAAGUUGACUCAGAAGAAUUCUCUGACUAUGAUGAAUAAACAGAACAAACACUUGCCAAGAUCUGCUAGUUGCAUGUCAACAAAAACCAAGUGAUUACACAUUAUUAGACGUUUGUUAGUUUGUGACAUGUCUGUAAACGUUGAAAAAUCAAUGAAACAGUUUCGAGACAAUUCA
Molecule: messenger RNA, 655 nt
Organism: Corticium candelabrum
Lineage: Eukaryota; Metazoa; Porifera; Homoscleromorpha; Homosclerophorida; Plakinidae
Exons: 2
Coding region: 58-519 (153 amino acids)
Source: RefSeq, a predicted model, not a curated record